AUGUCCCCUCAGUCGUGGAUUCUGACCUGCUUUUGCCUGCUCUCCUCUGGAACCAGUGCAGUCUUCCUCAAAGGGAACUUUUCCAGAAGCUAUCCCUGUGAUGAGAAAAGGCACAAUGCCCUUGUGACUGCAGAAUGCAAUCAUCGUCAACUGCAUGAAGUUCCCCAAACUAUCGGCAAAUAUGUGACAGAUGUAGACUUGUCAGACAAUACUAUUAUGCACAUAACAAAUGAGUCCUUUCAGAAGUUUCGAAACCUCACUAAAAUCAAUCUGAACCACAAUGCCAAACAACAGCACCCAAAUGAAAAUAAAAAUGGUAUGAAUAUUACAGAAGGGGCUUUCCUCAGCCUAAGAAAUCUAACUGAAUUACUGUUGGAAGACAACCAGUUAUAUACUAUACCUGCUGGGUUGCCUGAGUCUUUGAAAGAACUUAGCCUAAUUCAAAACAAUAUAUUUCAGGUAACUAAAAACAACACUUUCGGGCUCAGGAACUUGGAAAGACUCUAUUUGGGCUGGAACUGCAAUUUUAAUUGUAAUCAAAUCUUUAAAGUAGAAGAUGGGGCAUUUAACAAUCUUAUAAACUUGAAGCUUCUCUCAUUAUCUUUCAAUAACCUUUUCUCCGUGCCUCCCAAACUACCAAGCUCUCUAAGCAAACUUUUUCUGAGCAAUGCCAAGAUCACAACCAUCACUCAGGAAGACUUCAAAGGACUGGAAAAUUUAACAUUACUAGAUUUGAGUGGAAACUGCCCAAGGUGUUUCAAUGCCCCAUUUCCUUGUGAACCUUGCAAGUUAGAUGCGUCCAUCAGAAUACAUCCUCUUGCUUUUCAAAAUCUCACUCAACUUCGCUUUCUUAACCUCUCUAGCACUUCCCUCAAGACGAUUCCUUCUACCUGGUUCGACAAUCUGACAAAUUUGAAAGAACUCCAUCUUGAAUUCAAUUAUUUAGUUCAAGAAAUUGCCUCAGGAGCAUUUUUAACCAAGCUACCCAGUUUACAAACCCUUGAUCUGUCCUUCAACUUUAUAUAUAAAGAAUAUUUACAAUAUAUUACUAUCUCCCCGAACUUCUCUAUGCUUCGUUCUCUCAAGAAGUUGCACUUAAAAGGUUAUGUGUUCCGAGAACUUAAAAAGGAACAUUUCAAGCCCCUCCAGAAUCUUCCAAACUUAACAACCAUUAACUUGGGCAUUAACUUUAUUGAGAAAAUUGAUUUCAAAGCUUUCCAGGAUUUUCCCAAACUCAAAGUUAUUUACUUAUCGGGAAAUCGCAUAGCAUCCGUAAUAGAUGGUACAGACCACUCCUCUUGGCGAAACCAUCUUAGGAAACCUCUCUCAACAGACUAUGACGAGUUUGAUCCACACAUGAAUUUUUACCAUAGCACUGAACCUUUAAUAAAGCCACAGUGUACUACUUAUGGCAAGGCCUUGGAUUUAAGUUUGAACAAUAUUUUCGUUAUUGGGAAAAGUCAAUUUGAAGGUUUUCAGGAUAUCGCCUGCUUAAAUCUGUCUUUCAAUGCCAAUGGUCAAGUGUUGAAUGGCACAGAAUUCUCAUCCAUGCCCCACAUUAAAUACUUGGAUUUAACCAACAACAGACUAGACUUUGAUGAUAACCAGGCCUUCAGUGACCUUCAUGAUCUAGAAGUGUUGGACCUGAGUCACAAUGCACACUAUUUCAGUAUAGCAGGGGUAACACACCGUCUAGGAUUUAUCCAGAACUUAACAAAGCUCAAGGUGUUAAAUCUGAGCCACAAUGGCAUUUACGCUCACGAAUGAAUCUGAGCUCUUGAAGCUUCAUCUCUGAAAAAGUUGGUUUUGAUAAAUACCUUGACACGUCUGUGGAAUGCAAAUGAUGGCAAAUACUGGUCCAUUUUUAGAAGUCUCGAGAAUCUGACACGCUUGGACUUAUCGUACAAUAACCUUCAACAAAUCCCAAAUGAAGCAUUCCUCAACUUGCCUCAGAGCCUCCAAAAGUUACAUAUCAAUGAUAACAGAUUACGUUUCUUUAAUUGGACAUUGCUCCAGUAUUUUCCUCACCUUCAUUUGCUGGACUUGGGGAGAAAUGAGCUGUAUUUUCUAACCAAUUGCCUAUCGAAGUUUACACAUUCCCUGAAGAUACUGCUGCUGAACCACAAUCAUUUCUCUCACCUACCUGCUGGCUUCCUCUCCGAAGCCAGGAAUCUGAUGCACCUGGAUCUAAGUUUCAACACAAUAAAGAUGAUCAAUAAAUCCUCCCUGCAAACCGAGACAAAAACAAACUUGUCUGUUCUGGAUCUCCAAGGGAACCAUUUUGACUGCACGUGUGACAUAAGUGAUUUCCGAAGCUGGCUAGAUGAAAAUCCGCAUGUCAGAAUUCCUAGAUUGGUAGAUGUCAUUUGUUCCAAUCCUGGGGAUCAAAGAUGGAAGAGUGUCAUGAGCCUAGAUCUCACGACUUGUGUGUCAGAUACCACUGCAGCUAUCCUGUUCUUCUUCACAUUCCUUACCACCUCCACAGUUCUGUUGUCUGCUCUGGUUCAUCAUCUGUUUUACUGGGAUGUUUGGUUUAUCUAUCACAUGUGCUCUGCUAAGUUAAGAGGCUACAGGUCUUCAUCCACAUCCCAAACUUUCUAUGAUGCUUACAUUUCUUAUGACACCAAAGACGCAUCCGUCACUGACUGGGUGAUCAAUGAGCUGCGCUCCCACCUCGAAGAGAGUGAGGACAAAAGUGUCCUCCUUUGCUUAGAGGAGAGGGAUUGGGAUCCAGGAUUACCUAUCAUUGAUAACCUGAUGCAGAGCAUAAACCAGAGCAAGAAGACCAUCUUUGUUUUAACCAAGAAAUAUGCCAAGAGCUGGAACUUUAAAACCGCUUUCUACUUGGCCUUGCAGAGGCUAAUGGAUGAGAACAUGGAUGUGAUUAUCUUCAUCCUCCUGGAACCAGUGUUACAGUACUCACAGUACCUGAGGCUUCGGCAGAGGAUCUGUAAGAGCUCCAUCCUCCAGUGGCCCAACAACCCCAAAGCGGAAAACUUGUUUUGGCAAAGUCUUAAACAUGUGGUCCUGACUGAAAAUGAUUCGCGGUAUGACAAUUUGUACAUCGAUUCCAUUAGGCAAUACUAA
Rattus rattus (black rat) is the source of this 3087-nucleotide messenger RNA. RefSeq names its product toll like receptor 8 (gene Tlr8). Gene Ontology annotation, molecular function: pattern recognition receptor activity; protein binding. Gene Ontology annotation, biological process: positive regulation of interleukin-6 production; defense response to virus; canonical NF-kappaB signal transduction. The record is from RefSeq and is a predicted model, not a curated record. NCBI's taxonomy places the organism in Eukaryota, Metazoa, Chordata, Mammalia, Rodentia, Muridae. Gene Ontology annotation, cellular component: plasma membrane.